UCGCCUGUUGCUAACCAGAAGCUUAAGCAACAAGUCUGAUUGAAUAAAGUCUCUCUCUCGCAUUUGUUAAUCAUGUGCUAGAGAGUAGAAGUAACAUGCUUCAAUGGCGGUAAUCAAAUUGAGUUCGAGAAAGCAUCAAAACAAAGUCCCAAAUGGAUGGCAAGAAUGUCCAUGCAUGAACUCCUUCGUUUCAGAUACACCAUCUUCGCUAACCCAACUCUCCUUCUCCCUUCCCCCAAACCCAACCGGUUUUCCUCCCCAUUUUAUUCUACUGCAUCCAAAGCACUAACUUUUCCGCUUUCAACCCUUUCGUUUCUCGAUUCAUGUCCAGAUAUAAAGCAGCUCCUUCAAAUCCAAGCUCACUUGAUCACUUCAGGCCUCUUCCGCAUCCCCUUUUGGGCAGAAAAAGUUUUAAAGCAUUCUUCAAUGUUCAGCAACAUUGAUUAUACUGUUUCCACUUUUCGAUGCAUUGACAAUCCUGGUACUUUUUGUGUUAAUACAGUGAUCAAAUCUUACGCUUUUAGUUCGUUUCCACAUCAAGCUGUGGUUUUUUGUUUUCAUAUGCUGACUAAUGAAUGCUUUGUUCCAAAUAGCUAUACUUUUGUGCCACUUUUAGGCUCUUGUGCAAGAGUAGGUUGUUCUAAAUCUGCCCAAAAGUGUCACGGCCAGGCAAUUAAAUUUGGGGUAAUUAAUAAGUUGCCAGUACAAAACUCUUUGAUUCAUAUGUAUGGUUGUUGUGGGGUUAUUGAGUUUGCUAUGAAAGUGUUGGUUGAAAUGUCUGAAAGGGAUAUUGUCUCAUGGAACUCUCUUAUUGAUGGGUGUGUAAAAGUUUGGGAUUUGGGUCUAGCUCAGAGGCUGUUCGAUAAAAUGCCCAAGAAAAAUGUGAUUUCUUGGAAUAUUAUGAUUAAUGGGUAUUUAAAGGGUGGGAAUCCGGGGUGUGCAUUGAAGUUGUUCAGAGAAAUGGUGAAAACGGGAGUGGUUGGGAAUGAGAAAUCUAAUAUAAUAAUUGAUACAGCUUUGGUCAAUUUGUAUUCGAACUGCAAGAAAGUAGGAUUAGCUCGUAGGAUAUUUGAUAAGAUCGAAAAUAGGAAUCUUGUUUGCUGGAAUGCAAUGAUUUUGGGGCACUGCAUUCAUGGGAACCAAGAAGAAGGGUUAAAAUUAUUCAUGGAUAUGGUUGAUAAAAACAGGGUUAGAGGAGGAGGGGGCAUUUGUCCUGAUGAAAUUACUUUUAUUGGUGUUCUGUGUGCUUGUGCUCGUGCAGGAUUGUUAGCAGAAGGCAGAAAUUAUUUCAGCCAAAUGAUAAAUAAAUUUGGUAUAAAGCCGAACUUUGCUCAUUUUUGGUGCAUGGCUAAUCUUUUUGUUGGUGUGGAGCUUGUUCAGGAGUCAGAGGAGAUCCUGAGGCAAAUGCCAGAGGUUGAUGGGGAUGUAUCGUCUGAUUCUCUGCUUUGGGCUAACUUGCUCAGCUCUUGUCGUUUUAAGGAAGGUGUGAUUGUUGGAGAGAAAAUUGCAACAUCUUUGAUUGCAAAGGAGCCUGAAAACUUCUCAUAUUAUCAGUUACUGUUGAAUGUCUAUGGUGUGGCAGGGCAGUGGGAGGAUGUUGGCAGAGUAAGACAGAUGAUGAAGGAAAGGAGGAUAGAAAGAGUUCCUCGGUGUAAUCUUGUAGAUUUAAAAGAAAUCGUUCACAAUUUAAAAGUUGGAGAACAAGAGCGGGAGAGAGAGUGUGGAGCAAAGGGAUGCUAAGCUUGAUGAACUGGCUCAGAGAUCAAGCUGGUUUACUACUGGUUCAAAAACGUCCAGUUCAAUGUUUUGCCAAGGAUUUAUUAAUUUAUUAAAUUUUUUUUUUUUGUUACAAUAGAUUUACUUGAAACAAUUGAUCGCCAUUGGUAAGGCUCUAAUCCAUCGAAUACAAUUUGCAUUUCUCUGAAUUUCUAAGUAUUUACAAAGUUCAACAGCCUCUCUUCCAGACUGUUGGAAAAAGAAAUAGAGGGAAACAAGAAAAGUAAGAAGGGAAAAAGAAAAAACAAAAGAAGGAAACUUAUAAUCCCCUACUUGUAUUUAACAUAUCAGGUUAAGAUGGGUAACGAAGAAGAUUUGAAAAGGUGAAAUUUAUAACUUAAAAACCAAUUUUCUUUGAUGUACCACUAACCGGCAAAUUUCUAGUUACGAAUUAAACAACUAAUCUAAUCGACUAUAAUAAUUUCAUUUUUUAUCGACCUAUGUAAGGAGUGAGUUUCCAAAAUGAAAUGAAAAAAAUACAAAUGUAUCUAUUUUUUCCUAUUUCUUUGUUUCAAACGAGAAAAUGGAGGUAUUUCUUCACCUUAUUUUCUUUUAUACAGAGCACUUU
Durio zibethinus is the source of this 2344-nucleotide messenger RNA. NCBI's taxonomy places the organism in Eukaryota, Viridiplantae, Streptophyta, Magnoliopsida, Malvales, Malvaceae. The record is from RefSeq and is a predicted model, not a curated record.